Molecule: messenger RNA, 813 nt
Organism: Fulmarus glacialis (Northern fulmar)
Lineage: Eukaryota; Metazoa; Chordata; Aves; Procellariiformes; Procellariidae
Product: mutS protein homolog 4-like
Exons: 6
Biological process (GO): mismatch repair; reciprocal meiotic recombination
Cellular component (GO): nucleus
Molecular function (GO): mismatched DNA binding; ATP-dependent DNA damage sensor activity; ATP binding
Source: RefSeq, a predicted model, not a curated record
AUGAUAACACAACUUGCAGAAAAGUACAACCUACCAAUGAAAACAAGUUUCAGCUCUGCUCGUGGAUUUUUUAUCCAGAUGAAUAUUGAUUGUUCAACGUUACCCAACGGCCAACUUCCUUCUGAAUUUACAAAGAUCACUAAAAUGAAAAAUACAUAUAGCUUCACUUCAGCAGAUUUAAUAAAAAUGAAUGAAAGAUGUCAGGAGUCCCUGAGAGAAAUAUAUCACAUGACCUACUUAAUAGUGUGUAAACUACUGAAUGAGAUCUAUGAACAUAUUCAUUGCCUAUACAAGCUGUCUGACAUUGUGUCAAUGCUGGAUAUGCUGCUUUCAUUUGCCCACGCCUGCACUCUUUCUGAUUAUGUUCGUCCAGAAUUUACAGAUACUUUAGCGAUCAAGCAGGGAUGGCAUCCCAUUCUUGAAAAGAUAGCGAUGGAAAAACCUGUGUCUAACAACACAUACCUGACAGAGGGUGACAAUUUUGUCAUUAUUACAGGACCAAAUAUGAGUGGAAAAUCAACAUACCUAAAACAGAUUGCUCUCUGUCAAAUCAUGGCACAGAUUGGUUCUUAUGUCCCAGCAGAGUAUUGUUCUUUUCGAAUCGCAGAGCAAAUUUUUACCAGAAUAGGUAUGGAUGAUGAUAUAGAAACAAAUGCAUCAACAUUCAUGAAAGAAAUGAAAGAGAUAACAUAUAUCAUACAAAAUGCUAAUGACAAAUCACUCAUCAUAAUUGAUGAACUUGGCAGAGGUACCAGUGCUGAAGAAGGUAUUGGCAUUUGUUACGCUGCCUGUGAAUAUCUAUUGAAUUUAAAG